GUCCAGCUUCAAUGUUCAACUUUAUGAUUCCAAAACUCAACCUGCAACACAACCGACGCAUACCCAAGCGACACCCCUUGAACUUGGUUUUGCGAUGAAUACUUCCUCUGAUGGACAUGCUCAUGUCUUGCUGAUCGACGAGGUCUCAGCUCUGCGCGCACAGUUAAAGGAAUUACGGAUGGUCAUGAACCAUCAGUUCCACCAACUCCAUUCUCUUGGGCGAAAUUCUAUCGUGGACCCUCUGGUUCGAGAACUCGAUACUGCACGUUCGAUUUCUGGAAUACAACGUCUUCCUGUAGAGCUUCUCAUCAAGAUUUUUACUCUCGUCGUAGGCUCACCUCAAUCUCAAACCUCCAGCGACAACAUCAAGGCUGGCUGCGAUGAAGCAAUUGCAUUGUCGCACGUUUGUAGCGGCUGGCGGGAUGUAGCUAUUGACAUGCCGCAACUUUGGUGCAACAUGCACUCUGCCAUCAAGUUAUCUGGCUUGAAAACUAUCCUCCUACGAUCCAAGUCGCGUCCCCUUAAUAUUUUGCGCACGAUGGCCGACGCCUCGUUCUUAGACUCUGGCAAACUGCGACUCCAUACGAUGUAUACAAUCAAUUCCGCGCACCGAUGGAAGACUAUGAUUUGGACGUCCUCCGAGAAAGACAUCCGAAUAAUAGUGUCUCAAUUGAACUCUGCCGUUGGUUUAUCUUUCCCUAGACUCUGUACACUGCAGCUGGCUGUUCAACAUAGAAGUUCUUGUUUUCCCUUGCCGACAUUUGCGGAGGACAUACAUAUUCCCAAGUUCCCUGCGCUUGAACAUAUUCGUUUAGCUUGCAUUUCUCCAGAGGAGUUGCCUCCCAGUGCGCUUCCCGCGUUGCAAACGUUCUACUUGUUCUACUCUCCGAAGAGGUUCUCUGCUUCAGGACAGAAUCAAGCACCGCCACUUCGCAUGUCAACUUUACUUCCCCUACUCUUCAGGGCUCCUGGCCUUACGGAAUUGACCUUGGAUGAGACCGUUCCCUUGUUAGAUAUUGAACUCGGACCUCUAAACGACACACUCUCCAACCCUGUAAAAGCAUACUCUCGCAGGACAUGCCGUGUUGUACAGCCGUUGAAAAUGUCAAAGCUUACCUCGUUCAGCUGGUACCAAUGUCCCGCGAAGGACCUUUGGCGGUUCUUCCACUUUGUCUCAAUGCCAGCCCUGCGCACCUUACACCUCUUCAUUGACCUGUCAGCUUCCCGCUGGCCCAGAGAACAUGAUGGUGUAAUCUUGUUCAUGGAUUCAGCUAUACCUGUCUCUCGAUUUCAUACCGAUCCUUUGAUACGCAUGGACGCCCUCACAGACCUGACGUUGGAGUUCUCCGAUUCCGAUGGCCUCACUGCGGCUCUCAGAAAGUUCAUUUUACCUUCUCUCAAAUCCCUCUCCCUCAUGUUUGUUCCAACCAAGGAUCUUGCGACACUUCCCGAAUUGCCCAUCUCGGAGUCAAUUUUUCGUGAUCCCCCGAUGCCGCACCUUACCACCCUAUGCUUGUCGCGUCUUCGCCUUCAUCUCGAGCAUACAACUUCCCUGCUUCGAUACACGCCAUUGUUGCAGUCGCUUACGUUGGAAGGCUGUUCUGGUGCGGGUGAACUCGUACAUUCGCUGCGCGGAAAGAUCAGCACGUAUGGCAGCGUCAUCGUAAAGCAAUGGGACUGUCUGCAUCUAGAGCAUCUCGCAUUCAUGGAUUGUGCCGAUCUAGAGUUUGAUCAACUUGCGCAGAUGGUGUUGAGUCGGAAGAAAGGCGCUGAAGGAAAAUCUGAAGCAGACACUGCGGGCUCUCCCGCUCGGCCUUGCAAACCCUUGAAACGACGGGCUCUGACAUCGAAUGGCUCAUCGUCCUCCCUUCCCGCAUUAUCCAGAUCUCCACCUAGGAUAAAACCUCUUAGUAUCAAGUCGGUUCGCGUCGAGGCUUGCGAUGGAAUAUUGGAGUUUGACUUGCACUGUCUCGUGCGAGGGUCAUUUGGCGUUGAAGAUAUUCAUUGGGAACCAUAGAUCUAGUGACCUUGUCGAAUGCCUUGAUACGCCUGUUCCUAUUUUACUUUGUGUCUGUUUUUUUUCCUUUGUUCUGUCACAUCUUAACGUACCCCACUUAAAUGCGAUACCUGCCUGAUUCAUCCAACC
Somion occarium is the source of this 2146-nucleotide messenger RNA. The record is from the annotation of a GenBank genome assembly. NCBI's taxonomy places the organism in Eukaryota, Fungi, Basidiomycota, Agaricomycetes, Polyporales, Cerrenaceae.